This is a messenger RNA of Cylindrotheca closterium, 327 nucleotides long. Lineage: Eukaryota; Bacillariophyta; Bacillariophyceae; Bacillariales; Bacillariaceae. The record is from the annotation of a GenBank genome assembly.
AUGGGAAAAGGACCAAACGCCAAGAAGGGAGCCAAGAUCUUCAAGACCAAGUGCUCGCAAUGCCACACCGUUGAGGAGGGUGGACCCCACAAGCAAGGACCCAAUCUUUACGGAUUCUUCGGUCGUCAGUCUGGACAAGCUGAUGGAUACUCCUAUUCUUCCGCCAACAAGAAGUCUGGUGUUGUCUGGGGAGAGGACACUUUGUUCGAGUACCUUGAGAACCCCAAGAAAUACAUGAAGGGUACCAAGAUGGUUUUCGCCGGACUCAAGAAGCCACAAGACCGCAAGGAUCUUAUUGCCUACCUCCAAACCUCGACCUCUGCUUAA